Messenger RNA from Diceros bicornis minor, 2391 nucleotides. RefSeq names its product interphotoreceptor matrix proteoglycan 1 (gene IMPG1). The record is from RefSeq and is a predicted model, not a curated record. Lineage: Eukaryota; Metazoa; Chordata; Mammalia; Perissodactyla; Rhinocerotidae. Gene Ontology annotation, biological process: visual perception.
AUGUAUUUGGAAACUAGAAGAGCUAUUUUUGUUUUUUGGAUUUUUUUCCAAGUUCAAGGGACCAAAGAUCUCUCCAUUAAAAUAUACCAUUCUGAAACUAAAGAUAUAGAUAAUGCCCCAAGAAUCGAAACAACUGGGAGUACUGCAAAAAUGUACAAAGUGUCAACCAUGAGACGAAUAUUCGAUCUGGCAAAGCAUCGAACAAAAAGAUCGGCACUUUUCCCAGCUGGAGUUAAAGUCUGUCCACAGGAACCCAUGAAACAGAUUUUAGCCAGUCUUCAAGCUUAUUAUAGAUUGAGAGUGUGUCAGGAAGCAGUGUGGGAAGCAUAUCGAAUCUUUCUGGACCGCAUCCCUGACACAGGGGAAUACCAGGACUGGGUCAGUAUCUGCCAGCAAGAGACCUUCUGCCUCUUCGACAUUGGGAAGAAUUUCAGCAACUCCCAGGAGCACCUGGAUCUCCUGCAUCAGAGAAUAAAACAGAGAAACUUCAUUGAGAGAAAAGAUGAAAUUUCCACAGAGGAGACAGUAGGAGAGCCUGGUGAAACCCCUCCGUUUUCCACAGAUGUUGCCAGCGUCUCCCUCGGGCCCUUGCCGCUCCCUCCUGAUGACACACUCCUCAACGACACCAAGAUGCCUAUAACCUUUUUAACCCAGGAAAGAGACAUAGACUUCAGUGAGGCAGCCGAGGGCCCGCUGGAGCAGAAGGUGGAGCUGAGCAUCUUUCUGGAGAACCAGAAGUUCCAGGCAGAGCUGGCUGACUCCCAGGCCCCAGAUUACCGGGAGCUGGCAGCCAAGUCUCAGCUUCAGAUGCAAAAGGUAUUUAAGAAACUUCCGGGAUUCAAAGAAAUCCGUGUGUUAGGAUUUAGACCAAAGAAAGAAAGAGAUGGUUCAAGCUCCAUAGAGAUGCGACUUACGGCCAUCUUUAAGAGAGACAAUGCAGAAGCAAAAAGUUCUGCAAGUGACCUCCUCUCUUUUGAUUCCAACAAAAUUGAAAAUGAAGGAGUCCCUCAUGGAACGAUGAAGAAGGACAAGCAAAUAGAAAUCUAUCUCACAGCUUUAGACCUCAAAAAGCUGAUCAGCAGAGCACUAGAGGAAGAUCAAUCCCUGGAUGUGGGGACAGUUCAGUUCACUGAUGAAAUUGUUGGGUCAUUGCUAGGCCCCGAUCCUGAUGCCCAAUCAGGGCUGCCGAUGCUCCUUGCGGAUAUCACAAAGGAUGCUACUUUGAGUCCAGAACUUCCUCUUGGUCAACCCAGGCUUGAGACAGUGGACAGAGCUGGACACAGUCUACCUGACGGCUCUUGGUCUCCACCUGCUGUGGCCUCCACCUCCCUAUCAGAAACUCUGCCCUUCUUUACUGCUUCGAGCAUCUUCUCUCUGGCUGAUCCAAGUGCCACAGACAUAACGUCCAUUAGCCAGACAGUACAAAUCCCCGGGCUGACCCUCCCCACGGAAGAUUAUUCUGCCAUCAGCCAAUCAGCUCUGGAAAGUUCAAGAUCACCUGCUUCCUCAGAAGACAGCAGGGUAAGUGCACUCAGCCAAGAUACAGCCAGAGACUUAGAUGGAAUGGAACUGUCGCACUCGCCUGCCUCCACCAAGGUACCAGAACUCAGUGGAUACGUUUCCACCCCGGAUCACUUCUUGGAGAAUACCACUCCCGUUCCAACUCUACAGUACAUCACCACUAGCUCUAUGACCAUCGCCCCCCGGGGCCAGGAGCUGGUAGUGUUCUUCAGUCUGCGCGUCGCUAACAUGCCCUUCUCUAGUGAUCUAUUCAACAAGAGCUCUCCAGAGUAUCAAGCUCUGGAGCAACGAUUCACACAGCUGCUGGUUCCAUAUCUACGAUCCAAUCUUACGGGAUUUAAGCAACUGGAAAUACUGAACUUCAGAAACGGGAGUGUGAUCGUGAACAGCAGAGUGAGCUUCGCCAGGUCGGUGCCCUAUAACCUCACCAAGGCUGUGCACGGGGUCCUGGAGGAUUUUCGCUUGGCGGCAGCACGACAGCUUGAUCUGGAAAUAGACGGCUACUCUCUCGGCAUUGAACCAGCGGAUCAAGCAGAUCCCUGCCAAUUCCUGGCCUGUGGCAAACUCGCCCAGUGUGUAAAGAAUGAGUGGACCAAGGAAGCAGAGUGUCGCUGCAGACCUGGCUAUGAGAGCCAGGGGCGCCUGGACCACGGGGUCCCGGGCCUCUGUGCCCCUGGAGAGGAAUGUGAGCUCGGCCAGGGAACAGGAGCUCCCUGCAGGUCACCAGCUCACUCUAAAACUCAAGCAAAUGAAACUAGUGCUAAAAAGUUCCAACAUGAGCAAAAUAACAAGGUAACUAGGAAAAGAAAUUCUGAAUUAUUGACUGUAGGAUAUGAAGAAUUUAACCAUUAAGAUUGGGAUGGAAAUUAA